Molecule: messenger RNA, 1762 nt
Organism: Saccostrea cuccullata (small rock oyster)
Lineage: Eukaryota; Metazoa; Mollusca; Bivalvia; Ostreida; Ostreidae
Exons: 2
Coding region: 1-1731 (576 amino acids)
Molecular function (GO): zinc ion binding
Source: RefSeq, a predicted model, not a curated record
AUGGCAUUAUCUAAAAUUAAUAUUCCUCAAGCUGCUCAACACUUUUUAGAGUGUGACACUGAAAAAUGUGAAGGAAACUGUGAGUUCUAUUGCAACCCUUGUCAUCGCAGAUUGUGCAAACAGUGCACAGAUAAGCAUCUGAGAAAUGCAAGAGGCAAAAAACAUGAGGUGGUCCUUUAUGGUCAACGUAAACGCCAUUUUCCUGCGGAGAAAUGCAAAAUCCACUGCAAUAAAGAUGUAGCCAUGCUCUGUGAAGAAUGCCAAGUUCCUGUAUGUUCCAAAUGUGUAAUACACCAAAACCAUCGAGGACAUAUAUUUACUGAUCUAGAGACAAUUUUUGCAGAAAGGUAUGCAAACUUUCAACAAGAAAUCUUUAAAAUUAGGGAGUAUUUUCUACCUACAUCACAAGUUAUACAGAAAGAUAUUAAAAAGGAGUCCUCAGAAAUCAAACACAUCAUGGACAACAUCAGAAGAUCCAUGAAGACUGAAUUUAAGUCCCUGAAAAGUUUAGUAGACUUAGUCAUAUCUGAGAACAUUAAGCAGUUAGACCAGAUAGAGCAAUCGCUGUUAGAAGAUCUAAACACCCAAGACAAGACCAUGGAUGAAUACAUCGCUUACCUUAAUAACCUUGUCAAAGAGCUGCAAAGAUGCCUGUCCUCUACAGAAACCCACAAAUUAAUGUCUGAGAAGAAACCAAAGAUCCGAUCCAUACCAGAGACAACAAAACCAGUCACACCAAGAUUAAUUGCUGGCCAUUUCAGCAAAAGUAAUAUCACUCAAUUACUUGGAGAAAUAUAUUUCCCAAAUGUUAAAGCACAGAAAAGAGAAAUUAGAUCCUUGGAAAAUGUCUACAAUACAGCAAUGAAACCUACACAAAAACAAGUGAAAAAAGACAGACAAAAAUCUGACAAUAAACAAACAAUGUCUUUAUCUGCCUCUGUCACUAAGGUCAGGGAGUUCAGUGUACCAGGUGUUAGAAGUAUAUGCCAUACAUCAUUAGAUCAAUCAGGCAGACUCUGGAUCAGCGACAGUGAGGGUAAUCUUGUCCAAACAGAUCUACUGGGAAAUGCGAUGCAGAAGGUAGAAACCAGUUGGGAAGAUGAAGGUUACCACACAGUCACACACGACGGUGAUUUGAUCUUUACAGACCAAGACAAGAAAGUCAUCAACAGGAUUGCAACGGGUAACAAUAUCGCUGAAUUCAUUAUUACUGGAGUGUGGGAACCAAUCAGCAUUCACUCCUCUCACAUCAACGGGGACUUACUUGUGGGGAUGAAUAACAAAGAGAAAAGUAAAGUCGUCAGGUACAAUAAACUAGGAAAAAAACUACAGAGCAUAAAGAGGGAUGACAAAGGACAGAGCCUGUAUGGAGUACCACAUUAUAUCACAGAAAACAUCAAUGGGGAUAUCUGUACAUCAGACUUUGAUAUAAGAGCAAUAGUGGUGGUGAAUAAAUCAGGACAACACAGAUUCUCCUACACCGGCCAGAAAUCAGAGAUACAUCCCUAUGGAAUCUGUACUGACGUCCUCGGUCACAUCCUGUUGUGCGAUGGAUUCUUUAAUAAUAAAACUGUUCACCUCCUUGAUCGGGACGGCCAGUUCUUGUCUCUAUUACUCACGCCACAACAAGGGGUACGCUGUCCCCGAAGUGUAUGUGUGGAUGAUAAGAACAAUCUCUAUGUAGGACAAUAUGGAACAAACAUACUGACAGUGUACAAGUAUCUCCACUGAUUCUUUUUGGGAACUACAAACCAUGACUUCU